AUGCGAGACAUGCCAACAGGAGACCUGCUUAAACCAACUACUUCUGCCUCUGCCGACUUCCGCACGUCCGCCGCCGUUUUCUGUUUCGCCCGUAAAAUUCCCACGACCGCGACGCCGCAUGUCAGCCAUGAAAAUGCUGGCAUUCCUCGUGUUGCGGCUCGCUGGUGUCGCACAGAAAACGGCGUGGAUAUGCUCAGCGCAUGUGGGAAUCUCAAGUGGGAAAUGGGAGACUAGGAGAAAGAAAAAGUGGCUGGCGCUCCUUAGUCUUCUUCGAGACGAUUAGGUAUGUUUUGGUUCCUUCAGAUUAAUAUCCAGAUCGCAAGCGCUUCUGGAUGGACUGGCGAUGGGUAGGCACAUAUUUAGCGGGAGUGGGCAUCAUCAGCUCAUACUCUUGUAUGUACAUACGUACACUAUAUAUGGAUGUAGUGUAUGCACCAGAGUGAUCGUCAUCUCUGGCAGAUCGAAUGGGGUCAGAUCCGAUGUCAUGGCACGAAACAAGGGCACCACCGGGUGGACGGGCGCGUCUCUUUGGGCCUCUUGUCGUUCUUAUGCCUCUCGGUCUUUCCAGGCCUCUGUUUCACAUCUCCUUGUCACCAUCGACGAGUGUUUGAU
Messenger RNA from Neurospora crassa OR74A, 612 nucleotides. RefSeq lists its product as hypothetical. The record is from RefSeq and is a predicted model, not a curated record. The transcript is spliced from 2 exons. Lineage: Eukaryota; Fungi; Ascomycota; Sordariomycetes; Sordariales; Sordariaceae. The coding region runs from base 1 to 234 and encodes 77 amino acids.